AUGGUCCAUGUCCGUGAUCAAGAUGACAAUAUCCGCACAAAUGUCCGCAAAGGCCUGGACAUAAUAAUAGCGGAAAACUAUGCGCCAAGGAAGCAGAUGCCGCCGCCGAGCACCACUGAGCAGCGGGCUUCACGAAGAGAUGGAAUCAGCAGUCUUGCUAGGCAGAAGCGAUCCUCGAGUUGCACGGACACACCACUGCCACCUAGCAAGCGCACUUGCUCAAGCUCUCCAACGAAACCAGCCAUUGCAAACCGCGUCCAUCGCUGCAUAAUUGUGCAUGACUAUGAGAAGCCCAUCUACAGAGAAAGCUCCCAAAACAGUCUGCUUGCUGCAUUCAAACAAUGUAUCAUAGGGUACAAGUCCUUACAUACACGAGCGGGCAUGCUUCAACGCAGCAUCUCACCAAACAACCUCCUGGUGAACGAAGACAAGGGCAACUUGUCAUGGCCCGCAUUACUGAUGGACCUCGACCUUGCAAUCAAGGAGCAACGUGAGCAGGCCUCUGGAGCGUGCAGGAAGACCGGCAUGCGAGCUUUCAAGGCCAUUGGAGUGCUUUUAGACGACGAACAGCACUUGUUCAUGCAUGAUCUCAAGUCGUUCUUCUGGGUGCUGUUCUGGAUCUGCAUUCACUAUGACGGACAGCAAGAGAGGAUUGUUCCACGAUUUGACAAGUGGAACUAUCUUGAUGCUGAAGAACUAGCUAGCCCUAGAUGGACUGCUCGCUAUAUACAAGGUCUGUACAACAAAUAA
Messenger RNA from Macroventuria anomochaeta, 750 nucleotides. RefSeq lists its product as uncharacterized. The coding region runs from base 1 to 750 and encodes 249 amino acids. The record is from RefSeq and is a predicted model, not a curated record. Lineage: Eukaryota; Fungi; Ascomycota; Dothideomycetes; Pleosporales; Didymellaceae. The transcript has a single exon.